UUCGAUUUGAAAUAGUAAGCAUAAUUUCUAAUUAAAAAGAAUAAUUAAGUAAAGAUGUAAAACAUUCUUUUGACAACAGGUUAUUAGUAGCCCAAUCUAAGUAAGCUUUAAUAUGGUAAUGUCAAGAAAAGAAUUAUUUAGAGCUGCGGUUCUGUUGAGCAUUUUAAAGUCAUUAAUGAACAACAUGGAAGCACUCUUUUAGUAGACAAGCAAGUUAGCUAAAAAAGGUACUCUGCUCAAGAUUAAUAAUCAUUAAAGUUCAAUCUUACUAGCUUGCUAAAUAAAAAAUUAUAAUCAUAUAGCAAAGAUGCUCAUAAUACUUAAAAUCAUAAGUUAUAUUAGUGCUCAAUUAAUAAUUUUAACCCAAUUCAAUUAAUACCUAAACAAGCCUCUUCAGAUAAGUUGCCUUAUUUAAAUAGAUUUAGAAGUUUGAGCGAAGGAAGUGCUUUUAAAAGAUUAGCUUCUGCAAAACCUGCUAUUUUAAAUAGAAAAAGAAGUGUCACUGGUUAGAUAUCUUAGCCCCAUUUAAAUACUUAAAAUCAAUAGUUAAUUCAUUCUCAAAAUUACUUUGAUGUUAACCAAGCUUUAUGUGUUUCAAAUUAUUUAAGCUGCAAUACUGACCGUAAGCAGAGCUCAAAUAAAGAAAAUAAGUAAACUUACAAUUUUGAGGGCUUAUAGAGUGAAAAAUUACCUAACUUCUCCAAAAUAGCCUAGGUACAAGUGCCUCAUACUAAAAGGUUGAGUAAUUUCUAGUUACUCUGCGAAAAAAAUAAUAACUAAACUAGAUAUAUAGCAAAUUCUUAAAAUUAAUAAAGCAAAAACGAAUCUUUGCUAUUUACUAAAUAUAAUAAAACAGUGUAACCAUUCUAAGUUAGAAAGAGGGGAGUUUCAAUUUCAGAUAAUAGUCCUUUUGCUCUAAUUAAAACAUUGAAUACUUAAAUGUCUACUACAGAGAGUAUGUUUCUUACAGAAAAUACUGAGAAUAAGUCAACACAGCUUUUUGAAAAUAGAAAUUCUCUUGAGGAAAUAAUAAGCUAAAAUGAAUAAGAUAUUAAACAAAAAAUAAACAGUAAAGAUGUAGAUAAAAAUUUAGCUUUUAAUCUAAAAAGGCUAUAAUUUGAUAAAUUUUUCCCAAAAUGUGGACUAACUCAAAAAUUAAAAACAUACUAUGAAUAAAUUGAAAAAGAUUAUUAAGAUUAAUACAAAAAGAAUUUAGAAAAAGUGCGUAGAGUCGAAAUACCAGAAUACUAAAAGACCAUUUUAAGGAUGAUAAGAUAAGCAUAGAAAAAGGAAGUUAACAUUUAAAGUGAAUACUAAUCAUUCAAUUUCAAUGAUUCUAAAUUGAAAUAUAAGUGA
Molecule: messenger RNA, 1356 nt
Organism: Tetrahymena thermophila SB210
Lineage: Eukaryota; Ciliophora; Oligohymenophorea; Hymenostomatida; Tetrahymenidae
Exons: 1
Source: RefSeq, a predicted model, not a curated record